AGUAGGCUAACGCUUUGAAGGUUUCAGAGAUUCAUGCUGUCAAACAGGUGUGUGCUCAGUCAAAGUCAUUGAUCUCAGCAUCAGGCAGCAGAUCUUCUCUCUCUACAGGGUCACCACUUUCCCAGAUCCACACAGAGCUCUGAGAGUCUCCCUCCAUCACCCCCCAGUUCUCCACCUGUUCCCCUCAGAUCUAACUAUUGUCCCUGGGGGCUAUUGGAGCAAUUCACUGUGUUGAGGCUCCACACGUCCCUUUGUCUCUGUGAGGCUCUGUGAUUGGCUGAGAGUGUGAGAAAGUGCAAUCAGACCCAGACCCACACAUUCAUAUGGAGAUGUGGGACUAUAAAUAGGAGGAUGAAGCCAGCAGAGAUCAGACUCUCUCUACAGAGACCUCUACAGCACACACAUCCAGACAUGGCUCCUACAAUCACUGCAGCAGUGACCAACUCUCAGCAGCAGCAUCAUCAUCAUCAUCAUCUGACUGGGACUCACAAGCUCAGAAAGCCUCUGGUGGAGAAGUUACGCAGAGAGAGAAUCAACAGCAGCAUUGAGCAGCUCAAGUCUCUCCUGGGUCCAGAGUUCCUCAAACAGCAGCCAGACUCCAAGCUGGAGAAAGCAGACAUCCUGGAGAUGACAGUUUUCUUCCUGACACAGCUGCAGCAGCAGCAGAAUCAGCAGCAGAGACUGACGAUCAACAACUUCAACCAGCUGCACUGUUCCUCUGACAACAACCUGACAGAGGCUGACUUCUCUCCUCUGAGCUCCACAGUCCACAGCAGUGGCGACACCAAAGACAAGAGUGCCCCCUGGAGGCCGUGGUAGAGAGCUACAGAGUGGAGUUGAAGGACUUGUUCUGUAUGAACAUCAGUGUGUUUGACAUUUCCUGAGGAAAUGACAGAAACCAUAUCUUUGAGGAGGAGAGAGAAAACAUCUGAUCAAGGAUGUUUCAUCAGUCUGAUCUGAUUCACAUCAGCACUGGUUGUUUUACUUCUCUCUACUUCAUACAUUGGUUCAAUGAGAUGUUGUGUUAACGUUUGUCAUCUUCUGAUCACAUUGAUCAUUGUGAUGACAAAUAUUUCAAUGUUCUUUUAUGGACAUGAAACUGAUCUGUUCUCAGAUCAACUUUUUUUUUCUUCUGCUGAAAAAUGUCUUCACAGUUAUUUGUGAAGAUCUGUUAUUGAUCAUGUUGAUCAGCUAUUGAUUGGUUUUCAAUAGUUGUUAUUAUUGAUCUAUGAGAUCAAAUGUUCUUUCUGUCAAAGUUUUCUUCACAUUUGUUUUGUGAAAACUGACAGAAACAAUAUCUUUCAGAUUGAGAAAGACAACAACGUGUCAUGCAUGUUGCAUGGACAUAAUCUGAUGACAUCAGAUUUUAAUUUCUUUCCCUGAUACUGUGUUAAAAUGUAUCAUUAUUUGAUCACAUUGAUCAUUUUGUUGAUUCAUGUUUAAUGUCCCUUUUAUGGACAUAAAACUGAUCUGUUUUAAAUUUAAUUUUUCCAUUUGUGAAAAAUGUUUUCUUUUGACAUUUGUUACCUCCUAAAUAUUGAUCGUUUUGAUCAGUCGUUGAAAAAUUGUCCAGUGUGGACAUGUUAUUUUUGUUGGUUAGUGAAACUUGAUCUGUUUGAUGAUCAAAAUGUUUCUACGUAAGAAAAAUGACAUUCAUUGACGUUGUUACCUUUUAGAUAGUAUUGAUCACAUUGAUCAGCUGUUCUGUUUACAUCAGCAAUAUUGUUGACACACCUUUCAUCGCUGUUAAAAACAAUAUUAAUAUAACAUUUAUAUAUAGGAUAUCUAUUUUAAGGUAUUACAUUUUGUCCUGUGAUGUGUGUUUUAUAAACACGUUUAAGCCAUUGUAAUUCAUCAUUUUGAUAUCAUUUUGAUUUUGACACAGAUCACUGUGUGAUUGUUAUUGUUCAAUCUCUUUUUAUCGUAAUGAUUUCCCUGUAAAAUAUGAUCUCACCUGUGGUUUAUUUCACACAGUUUUUUAUUUUGUCUUUUGUAAAGACGAAUGUUCCUCCACUCACUGUGAGUGCGGCGUGUCUUGAUGAUGUCACCAAGCUGAUGUUGUGAUGCAUCAUCACAUCUGUGUUCUUUCCAGCUUAAACAUGUGGAAUAAAUAAUAAUAAAAAAACAUAAUACAAUAUUUCCUAGAUUUGCCUUUAUUUGUGAUGAUUUUUUUAUUUUUUUAUUUCAUAAACCUCACCAGUCCU
This is a messenger RNA of Cynoglossus semilaevis (tongue sole), 2204 nucleotides long. RefSeq names its product protein hairy-like. The coding region runs from base 352 to 819 and encodes 155 amino acids. The record is from RefSeq and is a predicted model, not a curated record. Gene Ontology annotation, molecular function: protein dimerization activity. Lineage: Eukaryota; Metazoa; Chordata; Actinopteri; Pleuronectiformes; Cynoglossidae. The transcript has 2 exons.